UGGCCACCUUGAGGGGUCCUGAUUCACGUGCGUCACAGGCAACACGUUUUGAGAAUACACAGCGUAGCAGCAGUUCCUGUUCAAACUCUCAGUGUAUACAUUUGAUCCGAGUUACAGUUAAAACUCCUCUUUAUCCAGCUCCAACACGUCUUUUUGCAAACUCUUCUCCAGAGUGGUCUGUUAUUCCAACAUGGGGAAACGAAGCAGGCAGAGGCAGAAAACCCAAAAUGCUGGCAGAGACGACAGAGACAACAGAGACAACGCUGGCUGGGGAGCUGGCUAUGCAGACAUUGUCAAGGAGAAUAAGCUGUUCGAGCAUUACUACCAAGAGCUAGGCCUGGUGCCUGAGGGAGAGUUUGAAGAGUUCAUGAAUGCAAUGAGGGAACCGCUGCCAGCAACCAUCCGCAUCACUGGAUACAAGAGCCAUGCCAAAGAAAUCCUCCACUGUCUGAAGGAAAAAUACUUCAAGGAUAUUCAGGAGGUGGAGAUCGAUGGCCUGAAGAUUGAGGCUCCACAGCCUCUUAAAUGGUAUCCCGAUGAGCAGGCCUGGCACACCAACAUGAGCCGGAAGAUCAUCAGGAAGUCUCCGCUGCUCGAGAAGUUCCACCAGUUCCUGGUCAGCGAGACUGAGUCGGGUAACAUCAGCCGACAGGAAGCCGUCAGUAUGAUCCCUCCUCUCCUCCUGAAGAUCGAGUCACACCACAAGAUCCUGGACAUGUGUGCAGCUCCAGGGUCAAAAACAGCCCAGCUGAUCGAGAUGCUCCAUUCUGACAUCGACGUGCCAUUCCCAGAGGGCUUUGUCAUUGCCAACGACGUGGACAACAAGCGCUGCUACCUGCUGGUGCACCAAGCCAAGCGUCUCAACAGCCCCUGCAUCAUGGUGGUCAACCACGACGCCACCUGCAUCCCCACCCUCAAGAUCGACUCGGACGGCAAGAAGGACAUCCUCUUCUACGACCGCAUCCUUUGUGACGUGCCCUGCAGCGGCGACGGCACCAUGAGGAAGAACAUCGACGUGUGGAAGAAAUGGACGACCAGCAACAGCCUGCACCUCCACGGGCUCCAGCUGCGUAUCGCUGUGCGCGGUGUGGAGCAGCUGGCAGUGGGAGGGAGGAUGGUGUACUCCACCUGUUCACUCAACCCUAUAGAGGACGAGGCUGUCAUCGCAGCGCUGCUGGAGAAGAGCGAAGGAACGUUGGAGCUGGUCGACGGAUCAGCUGAUCUGCCGGGGCUGAAGUCGAUGCCUGGGGUCAAUUCCUGGAAGCUGAUGACCAAGGAGGGCCAGUGGUUCUCUGAUUGGUCCGAGGUUCCCGUCAGUCGUCAAACGCAGAUCCGCCCCACCAUGUUCCCGCCAACAAACCCAGAGAAACUGGCCAACUUCCAUCUGGAGAGAUGUAUGAGGAUUUUGCCACAUCACCAGAACACUGGAGGGUUCUUUGUGGCUGUGCUGGUGAAGAAAGCCCCGAUGCCUUGGAACAAAAGAUAUCCCAAGGUGAGGCAGGAUGUCUCCUCCAGCGCUGCAGCCCAGACUGAAGGCUCCCCCGCAGCCUCCAUCCCCUCCGGUACUCCCUGCCCACCCGACAGUGCUGUUGAGGAGGGAUUGGGGGAGAAAGUAGUAGUAGUAGAAGAGGAGGAACCCAAAGACUCUCCCUUAGCCCUGGAGACAACUGAUAAACUAGAGAGAGAGUAUGGACCUCCCGCCUCCAAGAAGAAGAAGCUGUUUGGUUAUAAAGAAGAUCCCUUUGUGUUCCUCACUGAAGAGGACCCCGUCUUCACCACCAUACAGUCUUUCUAUAAUCUAUCACCCACCUUCCCCAAGGUCAACGUUCUGACCAGGACCCACGACGGCAAAAAGCGCCACCUGUACAUGGUGUCCAAAGAGCUGCGCAACGUGCUGCUCAAUAACAGCGAGCGCAUGAAGGUCAUCAACACGGGGGUGAAGGUGUGGUCUCGCAACAGUGAUGGAGAGGAGUUUGGCUGUGCCUUCAGACUGGCUCAGGAGGGUAUCUACAGUCUUCAGCCGUAUAUCCGCUCCAGGAUAAUCACGGUGAGUGUGGAGGACAUCAAAGUGCUGCUGACUCAGGAGAACCCCUACCUCAGCAAACUGGAGGCAGACGCUCACGCUCAGGCCAAGAAACUGGUGAUGGGCAGCAUUGUGUUGAAGUACAUUCCCAACCCAAAUAACACAGAGGAUCCUCAGUGUCCCAUCCAGCUGUGCGGCUGGAGGGGGAAGACGUCCAUCCGAGCCUUCGUCCCCCGAAACGAGAGGUUUCAUUACCUCCGAAUGUUGGGCGUGGAGGUCUUCAGAGAGAAGCAGGGCCAAGGGGACAAAGGCCCGGAUGGAGAGAAGGCGGUGGAGGGAGUGGAAGUAAAGGAGGAGGCGGGAAAUGGUGCAGAGGAGAAAGGAGAGGAGAAAGAAGUGGGGAAAGAUGCGGGGCACAUGGACUUGGAGAAUGGUGAUAAAAUUGGAACAUCAGAACCAAUGAAGGAACCGAUGGACUAGCAGGUGAGGGAAACGAGGACUGACGAGACGUAGCGCAGCUCUAAGAGCCGAGGACGAGGAUGAAGACCACAUUUUGUGAUAAGGGAGGAAGAUGAGCCCGUUUCCCACCCUGCAGCUGAGGAAGGAGACCCUCCCUCGCAGAUUCCAUCAGGAUUUUUAGUUUGGUUUGGAACCCCUCCAGGAGUCAGCUUAUUAGUUAGUCUUAUUUUAUUGAUAUGUUUUUUUUUUUUUUAACAAAUUUAUUCUACUGCUCAAGUGGCUUUAAUUUGUCUUCCCGUAGAUAAUCUUCAGAGAAGUUCGUAUGAACUGCCAUCUCAUUUUUCUAGAUCUGCAAUAAAGCCAAACUAUGGAGUCAAUUAAAGCGUUGAAGAUUAA
Gymnodraco acuticeps is the source of this 2878-nucleotide messenger RNA. RefSeq names its product NOP2/Sun RNA methyltransferase 2 (gene nsun2). Bases 191 to 2503 code for a protein of 770 amino acids. The transcript is spliced from 19 exons. Gene Ontology annotation, molecular function: tRNA (cytidine-N5)-methyltransferase activity; tRNA binding. NCBI's taxonomy places the organism in Eukaryota, Metazoa, Chordata, Actinopteri, Perciformes, Bathydraconidae. Gene Ontology annotation, biological process: tRNA methylation. Gene Ontology annotation, cellular component: cytoplasm; nucleus. The record is from RefSeq and is a predicted model, not a curated record.